CGCUUUUGCAACAAGCGUGCGAACAGUACAGAGAUCGCGAUCGGGUCGGGCAAAGAAUUAGAUUUCCGAAAGUAGAACCCACUAACUAACAGGAGCCGUUUGGGUAGAAACAUGAGCCAGCCACAGUUGAGCACCGAUCAGCUUAGCUUUGAGGAGAAGCCGCUGCAUGUGCCGACGCUGGAGGAGCUACAACAUGUUAUACAGGGUGCGCUGGCUGGCAACUUUAAGACUGUGAGCGUGAGUGUGGGCGCUUGUCCGGAUUUGAAAGCGGCGCAGUAUGGACUCGUUGAGUCUGGACUGGGCGGCAAGGCUACACUGCUGGAAGUCGGUGGUCCGCCCUAUUUGUUGCCACUUGUGCAGCGCGACAAGCUGUACAACAUAACAGAGAUGACACGCAAGAUACAGGGCGCUGGCAAGAUCUUUGCCAUAGGCGCCGGCGCUGGUCCCUAUCCCAUACGCAGCUCCAACUGCGAGGGCAUCUACAAUCUGUCAGUGAGCGCGCAGAAUGUGCUGACCAAUGGCAGCUAUACGGCCACAGUGCGUGGUGAACAGGAGGAAUGCGUGCUGGAGCGCAUACCCAGCUCGGAGCCACGUUGUGCGCUGCUGCUCAAUCUGUAUCUAUGCCAAGGACAACCAGGUCCUGUGCUUAGAAUCAACGCCAAGCAACGCAAGGGCGAACUAAAUUUCAUUGAGUGCAUACGCAAGGGUCUGGAGCAGCAUUAUGGCGACAAGGUGGUGGGGCUGGGUGGCAUUUUCGUCAUCAAGCGUGGCGCUGCCCAUCAGCAUGUCAUGCGCGACUUCAGCCAGACGCCCAUACACACCGAUGAAGAGGUCAAUGAGUGGCUAAAGUUCUACGAAAUGCCCGCUCAGCUUAAUGCGCUGGGCACGCUUGUGACCAAAGAGCAUGACCUGGAUUUGCGUCUGCAGCACUUUCACUCAUUCUCGUUCAGCAACUGGGGCGGUCACUAUCACUAUGACACUACACCCGAUAUUGUCGAGUAUGAGGCGUAUCUAAAUGUGGCCGAGCGUGUUGUGCGCGUCGACAAGCCGCUCGACACCCACAAGGUAGGCAGAGAUUAGCUGCAGAUCAGACCGUUACAAAAAACAUAAACGCUAUCUCUAACUUUCUUUUAAAAUGCAUAAUUCACAGAACCUAAAUGUUCAAAUGUUUCCGAUUGAUCUAAUUUUACAUUUCAGAUUUUAUAGUUCAUAAGUGUGCGCUUUGAAUAAAAUACAAAUUAGCAAAUA
Molecule: messenger RNA, 1248 nt
Organism: Drosophila busckii
Lineage: Eukaryota; Metazoa; Arthropoda; Insecta; Diptera; Drosophilidae
Product: ester hydrolase C11orf54 homolog
Exons: 2
Coding region: 112-1080 (322 amino acids)
Cellular component (GO): nucleus
Molecular function (GO): hydrolase activity, acting on ester bonds; zinc ion binding
Source: RefSeq, a predicted model, not a curated record